Messenger RNA from Prorocentrum cordatum, 1613 nucleotides. NCBI's taxonomy places the organism in Eukaryota, Dinophyceae, Prorocentrales, Prorocentraceae. The record is from the annotation of a GenBank genome assembly.
GGUACCAGAACGUGCCGCAGUCGCCAGGCAUCCGCAGCCAGCCCGUGUAUGCCGAGCACCGCUGCCCACCCGGGAGCCGGGACUACCCGGUGUACGCCUGCUCGCAGGCGGAGCGGGGAGAUCCACUGAAGCCCCACCUGAACGUGGAGGAGGCCGGGGAACUCGCGUUCGGCCCGCAGGGCCUCCACGCUUCCCCGUACGCGAGCGGCUGCGCGAGGAUGUGCAGGCCCGGGCAGCUGCUGAAGCUGUGCGCCUGCAUGGCGCUGGACGCGUGUGGCGACGCGUCCUACCUGCUGCCCGAGGUCGGCGAGGGCACCGACCUCGCCUUCGCGCCCGCGCAGGCCGUGGCGCUCAAGAUGCUCUUCAACUCCAAGUUCGUUUGCUUCGCCGGCAUCGCUGAGGAGCUUAUGCCAGGAACCGACCUCGUGCCCACGGCCACGUUCGCGUGGUUCUUGGAGACAUUUGCGCCAGAGCACUGGCUGACGGUGUCGCUGGGUAUCGAGGCGACACCAGAUUACCCGCCGAUGCAGUGCAGCCCCGGGUACGCGCAUUAGUGUAGUGCCAUGAGAACCAACAUGCUGGCUCAUCGUAGUUGACGUGGAGCGGAUUUUUCCAGGUAUUCCAGAUCAUUUGAGGUCUAGCCCUUCAGGGCUUGAGGUGUAUUCGAUCGGGCUAAACUCUACUUCGUUUUCUCUGAGUAGCCAGGCGAUCGUCUUUGGCUGUAGGACAAGCCAGGCGAUAGUUUGAAUUGCAGGCUCAGUUGCGUCCUGGCGCUCCCAUGGCGCCACAGGCGGGCCCGACGCGGUGCAUUCACCUUCUUCGCCAGCGUAUUCACGAACCCUUGCGUCCAAGAUUGUCAUAGCGCAAACCAUGCCAGGCGGAUGCACUCAGCAACAUGUCGACCACUCAGAAGUUGACCUGUCACGCCACGACGAAGCGGGCAAAACGCGAACCACGUGCGAAACGGUAUGACACGCCUGUCAUAUUAUAUCUUAAGGCGCCAUGUUCCAGAGUAUUUGGAGUACCAGGGUCCAGGCAUGUUAGAAUUUGUUGCUUUCCACCUGCGGGGGCAUACUGCUACCUGUGCCAGUUUUUGCAAGCAUGAUUUUUUCCAAGCGAAUCCCGGCUAAAGGCCGGAAUUGUUAUUCGUAUCAGUCGGACGGGACGCAUUCAAGACAAUAUUGUGGUGUUCUCACAUCUUGCGGUGUUCGGCUUUGUGAGUCGUCUUGAGUUUGCGCCCCUGUCCAUCGCCGUCGCGCUCUGCAACGACCGCGUGGCUAGCCGGUCCCAAUCAAAGUUUGGGCCGCCCGCAAAUAUUGUGGGGAGUUUCGCCAUGGUGGCAUCCGCGCCUCGGCUGGAACGUGGUGGCCGCCUCCUCAGCCUUCAGAAAGUUCGCAGGCCUAGAGGUUGACACCAACACCAAGAUCGGUGGUGUGCCUCCACCGAGGGAAGACGAUCCCGAUCUCGGUGAUGGUGGUAAUAUUCUGGCUCUGGCGUCCAAGGUGGCCAAAGUAUUGCCACCAACACCGAAAUCUAGUAUCAUCUUCCCCCUGUGGAGGCACCCCCCCGGGCUGGUGUUGGUGCCAAUGUCCAGGCCUCCAAAAAGUCUGCGG